Messenger RNA from Liolophura sinensis, 1089 nucleotides. RefSeq names its product vitelline envelope sperm lysin receptor-like. NCBI's taxonomy places the organism in Eukaryota, Metazoa, Mollusca, Polyplacophora, Chitonida, Chitonidae. The coding region runs from base 1 to 1089 and encodes 362 amino acids. The transcript has 7 exons. The record is from RefSeq and is a predicted model, not a curated record.
AUGAGAAUUCUGUUUGUAGUGACACCAUCGUGCCCCUCCUACCCUUACGGGCCAGACACCACGUUCAAGUUGCUUGCUGAUGUCCCAGCGUACGCAACAGCCACCUGCAAAGGCAACUACAAAUACGACUUCCGGGAAGUGGGCGACGGCAUCAGUUUUACACUUAAAGUUGGCUUCGACGAAAGGCUAGCCCACAAACAGUGUGUUUUCCAGAAAAAGGUGAGCACGAAUACAUUUGUGGUUUUGAUCGAGGUGGGCUGGGGAGAGCCUGGAGGAUUUAUCCUGACCCACAAGGAGCAGUACCAGGUCUCCUGUGCUUACGGAGGGAAGGGGACGGGCAAGUCUCUGGACAAACCUGUGGACGACUGGCUAAUUGCCCCAAAAGAGAAGCAGUAUUUACUGGGGAAGGAAGUCUCCUCUACCUUCACCCUGCGAGUGAUCAAUGUGCACGGGGAUCCCUUUUUUCAUGAGCUGCCAUUAGGCAGAUGGAUGCAGCUGGAGGCAAUCUCAAAUGGUAAAAGUGGAGAAAAAGGUAUUCGAGUAUUGAGCUGUGUUGCUGCGAAUUCUGUGACGUCAUAUGCAAUUCUACGUGCUGGGUGUGGCGAUGGGAUAGUGUUUGAGAAGAACGCCGGCUUCGAGACGCGAGGGUUGCGAGUUUUCAGCCCGUAUUUUGAGGGAUUCAAACUGAAAGGCAGUAACCAGCUCAUGUUCGUCUGUAAUAUCACAGUUUGUGACCACAAUUGUAACGGGAAUUCGUGUCCAGUGGAAGUUAAGCGUAGCAUUCCAGAAAAAACGGAAGUGAUCCAGAUCGUGGGCGACGUGGACGUAACGGAUGAACCGGAAUUAGUGUUGGUGGGCAGUUUGCUAACCCCGCCCUCGUCCACACCCGCUAGAUCAGGUGGACAGACCAUACUGGUUGAGGAACAAAUACAUCCCGAUGCAAAGGAAUCCACUCGAAGUCCACUCAUCAUUCUGUGGUUUACAGCGGUGUUGACAGCUGCAGUCAUUCUGUUAGUGUUUUCCACUCUGUUACAAGUGUGCGUCCACGUUAAGGAUGAUACCCUCCAACCACAGCCCAAAUCGCCGUGA